AUGAUUCUUUUGUUUCAGGUCCUAGGCUCUGAUACAGAAUGGCACUUUUCGCAUCGUGGGCUGCCACACGCCCGAACUCGACGAUCCAUCGCCCAUGCCCGAUUAUUAAAACGUCACCCUCUUGUCCACGCUGCAGUACAGCAAACGGGAUUUAAGCGAGUCAAACGCGGCUACCGGCCACUACGCUUACCGGAAAUAGAACCUGCCGCAGACCCUCGCGAUCCCUAUUUUCCUCUUCAAUGGUACUUGAAGAACACAGGACAGAAUGGUGGCAAGCCCAAGCUCGACCUCAACGUUGAGGCUGCGUGGGAGCAGGGAUACACCGGCAUUGAUGUCACCACUGCUAUUAUGGAUGACGGUGUUGACUACAUGCACCCGGAUCUAAAAUAUAACUAUAACGCGGAAGCUUCGUAUGACUUCAGUAGCAACGACCCGUUCCCUUACCCAAGAUACACUGAUGAUUGGUUUAACAGCCAUGGAACCAGGUGCGCAGGGGAGGUAGCCGCAGCUCGUGACAACGGGGUUUGCGGCGUGGGCGUGGCAUACCAUUCUAAAGUUGCCGGUAUAAGAAUGUUGGAUCAACCCUACAUGACCGAUUUGAUAGAAGCAAACUCUAUGGGGCACGAACCAAAUAAAAUUCACAUCUACAGCGCCUCGUGGGGACCCACAGAUGACGGCAGAACUGUUGACGGACCCAGGAAUGCCACCAUGAGGGCUAUAGUUAGAGGAGUCAAUGAGGGUCGGAACGGGCUGGGCAAUAUUUACGUGUGGGCAAGUGGUGAUGGCGGUGAAGAUGAUGACUGCAACUGUGACGGUUACGCGGCCUCAAUGUGGACAGUUUCUAUAAAUAGUGCGAUAAACGACGGCCAGAACGCCCAUUACGACGAGUCCUGCUCCUCGACCCUCGCUAGUACCUUCAGCAACGGAGCUAGAGACCCCAACACUGGUGUAGCGACCACUGACCUGUAUGGCAAGUGCACCGCCACGCAUUCAGGCACUUCCGCCGCGGCACCGGAAGCAGCAGGAGUUUUUGCAUUGGCCCUACACGCUAACGCGAACCUCACAUGGCGUGACAUUCAACAUCUAACGGUAUUGACGUCUAAAAGGAACUCAUUGUAUGACGCAAAGGGUCGUUUUCAUUGGACAAUGAACGGCGUGGGACUAGAGUUCAACCAUCUGUUUGGUUUUGGAGUGCUCGACGCAGGUGCCAUGACGGCUUUGGCGGCGAACUGGCGAUCCGUGCCUCCUCGGUAUCAUUGCGAAGCUGGCUCUGUUAAAGCGCAUACUGAAAUACCGACAGAUGGCAGUGUGACUCUUCGCAUCGAGACCACGGCGUGUUCCGAGUCGGCAAGUGAAGUGCGAUACUUGGAACACGUUCAGGCGGUCGUUAGUGCUAAUGCUUCGCGACGUGGUGACCUCGAAUUCUUCUUAACAAGUCCAAUGGGAACUAGAUCAAUGAUACUAAGCAGGCGUUCAAAUGACGAUGACAUGCGAGAUGGUUUCGUCAAGUGGCCUUUCAUGACGACACACACCUGGGGAGAGUAUCCACAAGGCACUUGGACUUUAGAGGCUCGAUUCAACGGUGGUUCAGGACCCAGUUCAGCAUCAGGUUGGCUUCGGGGUUGGUCUUUAGUCCUUCACGGAUCCAAGGCGCCGCCCUACGCCCAGCUACAGCCCCAAGACCCAUAUUCCAAGCUAGCUGUCGUCAAGAAAGCACACGAAGACAACGCACAUACAAAAUAA
Molecule: messenger RNA, 1743 nt
Organism: Pieris macdunnoughi
Lineage: Eukaryota; Metazoa; Arthropoda; Insecta; Lepidoptera; Pieridae
Source: the annotation of a GenBank genome assembly